CGGAGGUAGAGAGCGACGACGUAGACGUGGUCACCAUCGAGGGGAGUAAGGAGAGGAAGAGAGAGAGAGAGAGGGGGGAGAGAGAGCGAACGACAUCGUCGUCGAAACCGUGGCGGCCGGCGCGGUGCCGUAGGAGCGACAGGGGGUUGACGGUGCGGUGAGGAGGUGUCAGAGGGCCGUGAACGCGUCCGCGGGUGUCCGGCGCUCUUUCUCGCAGUCUGAUGCCGCCGGUCGUAACAACGGGUUCACGCGUGUACCGUCAGUCCGGAACAUAGUUCGGAGCGUAGUCGCGACGGCUCUCAGGGGGCGAGAAGAGUUCGCGAGAAGAGAAGAGUUGCGCGAUCGGAUCGAGUCAGCGUAAAUUCGCGAAAGGUUGAACGAUCGAGCGGAAAGGUUGAACCGCGCAAGCGGAAUCGCGAUAGCGUGGAGCAGCAUAGAUUCGGUAGCUUCCACGAAAGCGCGACCGAGUCGCGAUUUCACGAAGGCGCGACCGAAGUCGCGUGAGGAUCGCCGCAGGAAUUAAGCGGAAUUGUGCGAAAUCGCGAAGGAAACGUAUUUAUGCGACUUCGGUGAGUGAGUGACAACUCUCGGAGAAAAGCCAACGGAGCCUGUAGGAGAGAGUGGGCGAUCAUCGUUCGAUGCCGCCCUGGCGCCGUGAACUGCGGUGGUGAACCGCAGUAGCAAGAUCGCGCGAGGAUGAGCGAUGUCGGUCGAUUGUCGCGCGUUGUAACGGACAGAUAAAACGACGUCUUGCAGCUAAGCGAUGAGUUUCUUGCGGACAUGAUCGAAUGGGACAACGUGGGAAAAUUAAGAGGGAGAACUUCAGAUUGCUGAAGGCUCAUUCCUUUGGUCUUCAACUAGGCACGUUUUUAAAUCACGUUCAUCGACCGCAGGGAAGUUUGACCUGGUUGUGGUCGAAGUUUGCGACGCUAAGUAUGGCGAGAAGCAACAACAACGGUUGUGGACACGGUUCCAAACAUACUGUCCGGCGUUGCGAUGUCGCCGUCAUGUCACGUGGUAAGGCAACGUUCCAGCAGCAUGAAUCGAUUGGAGUUGUUAACGGAGGCAAUGUCCAGCAACGUAGUAACGAUGACAGUACCGGGAACAGCAAUGGCAUCGUCACCGGCAACAAUCAUAAUCAAAUAGAAGGUACAGCAGACUAGAAUCAUUCUCUUGGACGGACUCGGCGCACUUCACGAUUAAUAGGACGAGAGGGUGAAUGCAUCUCACAGGAUGAAUUCGUGCGCGCUCUACUUUUCCCAACUGCGGUUUCGCGAC
Molecule: messenger RNA, 1278 nt
Organism: Acromyrmex echinatior (Panamanian leafcutter ant)
Lineage: Eukaryota; Metazoa; Arthropoda; Insecta; Hymenoptera; Formicidae
Product: cholesterol transporter ABCA5
Biological process (GO): transmembrane transport
Cellular component (GO): membrane
Molecular function (GO): ATP binding; ABC-type transporter activity; ATP hydrolysis activity
Source: RefSeq, a predicted model, not a curated record